This is a messenger RNA of Exophiala oligosperma, 3614 nucleotides long. RefSeq lists its product as uncharacterized. NCBI's taxonomy places the organism in Eukaryota, Fungi, Ascomycota, Eurotiomycetes, Chaetothyriales, Herpotrichiellaceae. The coding region runs from base 487 to 3228 and encodes 913 amino acids. The record is from RefSeq and is a predicted model, not a curated record. The transcript has 7 exons.
CUGUGCCCCUGUUGCAUCCACAUCCACUCAGGAUGAUUUAGUCUUCGGCGACUCGCUACACCUUCCCACAAGGCUCUCGUGGUUGCCUAAACCCUGUAGGCUCUGGCCUGACUCACACCCUCUGAUCCAAUCAACCAUUCCUCAGGCGCCGAGGGCUUGAAAUCGUGUCCCGAUCUCCCAUAUCACUGACUGCUUCCACCCUGGCGAGUUUCAUGCUGACGGCGGACAAAGCAGGCUGCUGGUUCUCCGCAGCAGCCGUAGGCACCCUUGGGAGUGUUACUGUAACAGUACUUACUGAGUGCAACAGUGUUUCCCCUUAAGGGUCCUUUCCUUUAUGACCUUCGUUUUCUUGCACACAGCACUUCAGGAUAGGCUUUCUCAUCUGCUUCCAUUACCCUCUAUUUCGGUCUCCGUUAUACAAUCGUUGGACAGGAAUACGCAUUCGAGUCUACACAGAGGCUGUGAGUAUCUUGUCCAUUUUUCACCAUGAGCUGCGAAGAAGGGUUUUCGGACGAAGAAGACCACCUCGAACCCUUGCGAUCUCAGAUCUUAGGUUGUCUUGAUGGAAUCCAUACUGUAGGGUCAUUUGUAACAAGCGCCCACGACGUCGAGCACGUUCACCCUGGCCUGGUGGUCAGUGGUAUCGGUCCUAUUCGACUUCCCUUGUGCCAGGAUGAUGCCAACGCUCUCAUUGGAGUGAGCCGUCGCGCUCCAUUCGGCAAGGGGAGCAAAACGUUGGUUGAUGAGACUGUGAGGAAGACUUGGGAGAUCGAUGGAAAAGAGUUGUCAUUCAAACAUGAAGCCUGGUAUAACUGGCUGGAUGGUGUUGUCGGAAAUGUCUCCAAGGGCCUAGGCGUCCAUGGCGGUGCUGGCAAUGUACGAGCUGAGCUCUACAAGUUACUGGUGUAUGAAAAGGGCGCCUUUUUCAAGCCUCACAAAGACACGGAGAAGACGAAAGACAUGUUUGGAACUCUGGUCAUUUGCCUACCCUGCGAGCACGUUGGCGGCGGGGUGCGCCUCAUUCACGGUCUGGACGAAAGAGUUCUCGAGACGGACAAGUGCUCCUCUUACGGCGUCUCUUAUCUGGCUUGGUAUAGUGAUGUGUCCCAUGAGGUGUUGUCAGUUCAAUCCGGGUACCGGUUCGUUUUGACAUACAACCUUAUUAACACUACUUCUGACCGUCAUCCUUCGGCCGCUGCACUGGACGUUGAACAGUCCAACAUCGAGGCCACACUCGCCGAGUGGUGUUCUAUGUCAGAUAAACCACGGUUCAUGUGCUACGUUCUCCAGCACAAAUACACCAGUGCAAAACUCCGACUCAGCGGUCUGAAAGGUGAUGACUAUUAUCGCUGUUGUCAGCUCGACCGAGCUUGCCGGUCAAACGGUCGUUUCUGUCUUGUCUUGGCCCGGCUGGAGCUGACAGUCACUCGAAUUAACGACGAGGACUACCUGGAUCAGGACGACGAGGAAUACCUGGACCAGGGCGACGAAGAGCUCUGUUUGAACGAUAUUGUCACACUAGAGGGGUUCCAGCUUCAGCAUUCCUUGACCAUAAGGAAGGACAGUCUCGCACAAAGAAGAUUAUAUGAGUCUCGUGAACACGAUGAACAAUGGGGAGGGGAACACUUGGGCAAUCAACACGCUGACAUCCAACAAGUUUACCGUGAUGCUGUCGCUGUCAUUGUUUCUCGGGACAAGAUGACGGAAUUUCUCCUUGGAAAUGGCCAUACCUUUGCCCAUUACGCGGAGUUUCUCCAACGGCUUCUCGCUGAGCUGAAGGGCCAGAAUGGCGAUGAAGGUCAUCUCUUCCGCGAAAUGAUCGUCCAGACAUGCCAAAAGCACACCGAAAGACGGUACCAUAACAGUGGUGACAAAGAUCGUUUCAUGGGCGCAACAGCAAUAGCGUCACUACAAAUCGAGAAUCCUGAGGCAGCCCAAGCGGCCCUUUACGCCGUGGAGGACAGCUUCGACGCAUCUACCUUCCAGAACCUCGGUAGACUGGGGUUUGAGAAAACGAGACAAUUUUGUACAGAAGCUUUCUCUCGCAUUUCGAAACUGCACCUCGUUGCUCGUGGUCUCCGAGCAUUCCGCUCUGGUGUACCGAGUGAUGUUCAAUUGGACGCCAGUGAAGCAUCAGAACGUGCCGUCUACCAAUGGGCUGUAGAUGUCCUCUUGAAGGCUUUGAGUUCGAUCGUAGAGGUCUUGCCUAAGGAUGCAGGAGCCAUAGUUCAGAUCAUCGACGCCUAUGAAGACGAAAGACUUUUAGGAAGCAUGAACGCUUUCGUGAGUCGUUUUUCCGAUGACGCGACCUUCAUAAACACCCUCUUCGCGGAAAUCCUUUGCUACUCCGAAACGGUUCAGAAACCAAACUUGCUUGUGCAACGUCUCGUUCCAUCAAUUUUCGACAAGGCAAUCUCCUCUUUCCGGUUGGAUCAAUUUUGGUCUCUUUCGAAACCCAGGGAAGACUAUCCAUUUUCGUCGUGGCCCGACAUCAUUUCACACAGCGAGAAGAGCGAAAAGGAUGCCUCUGUUGUUGCGUCACUGUAUCGUCAACUUGUGAGAGAUGAUUUGGACAAGGCGGGACAGUUCCUUGAGAAGAUCGCGAAUGACACUGCAAGUAUCCACCAAGACGACCUCGACCGCUUUGUCAUCCCACUCCUGUGCGAAAUGAUCGAUAUCCUAGAGCGUCAACCAUCCGAGGCUGCACCAUUUUAUUCCAAAGUCAUCUCCACCUAUAUUGAGAGGACGGUUCAGAAGGAGCCUCCGAAGCCGCAGGACUGGUCCCUACCGGACGAUGCCCGAGAGUGCUAUUGGUCAGACUGUACUUACUGCCCUGUUGUGCGUGAGUUUCUGGGGAAUCCAAGCCGAGAGGACUGGGACUUCACCAUUUCUGAGGAUCGGUAUUACGACUUCACUCGCCACCUGCCGUUUCACUACACGACGACGAGGGAGAAAAGAGGAGAGCAUUACGACAUCAAGGUCACUAAGUCACUCAAGACAUGGGAACGAGAACACGAGGCAUGGCGAGGCAGAUUUGAACGUGCCCAAUCGGCUCUUCGGCGGCUGCCCGAGUCAUCCCUGCGCCGAUGCCUUGGGGAUGGCGAGUAUCAGGACCUGAUGGGACUUCAAAUUGUCAAAUUGCCGACGGCGGAUGUGGCCACGGAUCCGCCAAACUCUGCCCAAGCAGAAGCGGCCGGGAAGAGGAAGAGGAAAAGGAGGAGGCUUUGAUCCCAAUAUGAAAGCAGAAGCUGCAGCCAUGCUUCUAGGCACCGGGACGGAGGUCACUAUGUCAAAAUUAUACACCUCAAAAUUCACUUGACAUUUGGUCACCAGCUCCUUUGAUCGGUGACUGGCUUUGUUCGAUGCCGUUGUGCUCUUUUGUUGUUCUACAAAAACUCAGAUCUGCUCUUUUGAACUUGUAUCGGCUCAGACUCCGCCGCUUGUCUUCGUCGUUUGGAGAUAUAUUGUGCAGCACGCACACGCCCACACAUUGGCUCUUUCUUCUGAGUUGAUAAUGCGGAAACGUCUUGACGAACAGGCUGGCUCUGGACAAUAGUGCCCGUCUGUGUGCUUAGAUUGAUUGAAGAGAGCUCAGUCAAGGGUUUAGCUCUCUG